Messenger RNA from Strongylocentrotus purpuratus (purple sea urchin), 418 nucleotides. RefSeq lists its product as uncharacterized. The record is from RefSeq and is a predicted model, not a curated record. The transcript is spliced from 5 exons. Lineage: Eukaryota; Metazoa; Echinodermata; Echinoidea; Camarodonta; Strongylocentrotidae. Bases 73 to 402 code for a protein of 109 amino acids.
AGUCACCUUGAUCUGUCUUUGGACUAUGCCACAGUCAGCGAGCGAGUUACAGACGUGACUGCUCAACAGAAUAUGAGAGGGCCUCUGGAUCCGUCAGUGGAGUAUGCUACAGUCGAUAAGCAACGUAACAUUUCCUCAAAUCCUGGUUCAUCUUCCGUUCAGAAAGGAGAUGUUGUACAACCAGAACAAUCACUAAGAAAAGAGAUAGGGAGAAGAGGAAAUGUACCACACGUGUACACUGCAUCAGCAAAUGGACUGGCCGAGUAUGCAGUUGUAGACACAACUAGAGAAGAGAGAAAGAAAGGGCAGUCAAGAGGUCAUCAAAGGAAUAUGGCUUACCAUGACCCGGAAGAAGAUUAUGCUGUAAUUGACAAGAAGAAAAAGAGCCGACGAGAGAAAUGAUAUGAUGAAAAGUACA